This is a messenger RNA of Xenia sp. Carnegie-2017, 792 nucleotides long. Its product is annotated as serine/threonine-protein kinase/endoribonuclease IRE2-like. Bases 1 to 792 code for a protein of 263 amino acids. Gene Ontology annotation, biological process: intrinsic apoptotic signaling pathway in response to endoplasmic reticulum stress; IRE1-mediated unfolded protein response; protein phosphorylation. The record is from RefSeq and is a predicted model, not a curated record. Lineage: Eukaryota; Metazoa; Cnidaria; Anthozoa; Malacalcyonacea; Xeniidae. Gene Ontology annotation, cellular component: IRE1-TRAF2-ASK1 complex. Gene Ontology annotation, molecular function: RNA endonuclease activity; ATP binding; protein serine/threonine kinase activity. The transcript is spliced from 4 exons.
AUGUGCGAAUUGGUGUUGCAAGAGUGGAAAUACAUUGAUGAAUCAGCGAAACAUAGAGAAUUGUUUUUAAAAUUGAUUGAAUAUGGACGCAAUUCCAGUGUUGAGGUUAAAGAGGUGGGCAAUGUACGAGUAAUUUUCUCAAAAGAGUUUUGCAUUGGUGAAGGAAGUGGUGCAACCCGUGUUUAUCUUGGACUGGAAGAAGAUACUGGAACGGAGUAUGUCUACUUAAUAUUAGACUUAUGUGAAGAGUCGUUGGAGAGUUAUGUGAAAUCUACUUUGGAAGAUCUUCAAAAAGUUCUUCCCAAAAUUCUCAGACAAAUUUUGCGAGGAUUAGCUGAUCUCCAUAGUGGCGAAAAUCCUAUUGUUCAUCGGGACUUAAAGCCCAGCAAUGUUCUCCGAGACACAAAAGGCAACUUUCUGAUAGCUGACUUUGGCAUUAGUCGAAUAUUGAAGAAAGGUUCUACAACACAUAAUAGCAGUCCUAACAAAGGAACGGAGUAUUGGAUUGCUCCUGAAUCAUAUAUAGAAGAUGAAGAUUCAUUUGAUAAAGCGCGUUACAAAAGAAGUUCUGAUGUAUAUGUAAGUGUAGAAAUACUGGACAACAUGCUAAAUGGAAACCCUGUUGGUUUGAAAGAAAUCAAAGAUGAAACACUAAAGGACCUUCUGUCGUGGAUGUUAAAUCUAAAACCUGAGAACAGACCAUCGGCUAGCGAAGCAUUAAAACAUCCAUUUCUUAUAUCGGAUCACGAGAAAUUUGAUUUAUUAUGUAAUGUUGGAAAUCCUCAGAAUUAA